This is a messenger RNA of Colletotrichum acutatum, 1425 nucleotides long. Its product is annotated as glutamate 5-kinase. Gene Ontology annotation, cellular component: cytoplasm; cytosol. The transcript is spliced from 5 exons. Gene Ontology annotation, molecular function: RNA binding; glutamate 5-kinase activity; ATP binding. Lineage: Eukaryota; Fungi; Ascomycota; Sordariomycetes; Glomerellales; Glomerellaceae. The record is from RefSeq and is a predicted model, not a curated record. The coding region runs from base 1 to 1425 and encodes 474 amino acids.
AUGAAGCACCGUGAGGGCCGGAAACCUCUGACGGUGGUGCUGAAGCUCGGCACUAGCUCUAUCGUGGACGAGAAGACACAUCAGCCCUUGCUCUCCAUCCUGAGUCUCAUUGUUGAGACGGCUGUGAAGUUGAGAAAAGAUGGUCAUAGGGUGGUCAUUGUCUCAUCUGGCGCCAUCGGCGUCGGUCUUCUUCGGAUGGAAAUGGACCGACGACCAAAGCACUUGUCAACACUACAGGCGUUAGCGGCCAUCGGCCAAUGUAGACUCAUCAGCCUAUGGGACGAUCUGUUCGGCCACUUCAGACAGCCCGUUGCACAGAUUCUGCUCACCAGGAACGACAUUGCAGAUCGGACACGGUAUCUUAAUGCCCAAAACACAUUCAACGAGCUGCUCGAUAUGGGAGUCAUCCCUAUCGUCAACGAGAACGACACGCUAGCCGUCUCGGAAAUCAAGUUUGGCGAUAACGACACCCUGUCCGCCAUUGCCGCGGGUAUGGUCCAUGCAGACAUGCUGUUCCUCAUGACGGACGUGGACUGCCUCUACGACAAGAACCCCAGAGCGCACCCCGACGCCCAGGCAAUCGAGGUGGUUGAGGACAUUUCAAGUAUCCAAGCAGAUGUCUCAACAGCAGGCUCCGCCCUCGGCACCGGUGGCAUGAUGACCAAGAUCGUCGCCGCAAGGCUAGCAACCCAAGCAGGCGUGACAACCGUCAUCACCCGCUCCUCGAACCCGGGCAACAUCGUCAAGAUCGUCCGCUACGUCCAAAGCCAGCAAAAGUACACCUCCUCUUCUUCCUCCCCGCACCUGGGCGCCGCCCCAGACGGCGAGGACCCCGAUACACACCACGACGGCCACGACCACACCGAAGAUCCGCUCGCGCAGUCGACGGCCUCCCUCCACAUUGACCAAGCCGUCGAGAAACCCCCGCUGCACACCCGCUUCCUCCCCUCCGCGGACCCCAUCCGCGACCGCCACUUCUGGCUCAUCCACGGCCUGAAACCCCACGGCACGCUCUAUAUCGACGCGGGGGCCCACAGCGCCCUCCUCCGCAAAGCAGGCCUCCUUCCCGCUGGCGUCCUCGACGUCGAGGGCAACUUCGCGCAGCAGGAGGCCGUCCGCCUCGUCGUCGUGGACCGCCUACACGCGCCCAGCACCACCGGGAAGUUGUGGGGCGGCACGCCCGUCGAAGUCGGCCGCGCGCUCGUCAACUACGCCGCACCGGAGAUCAUGCGCAUCAAGGGGCAUCAGAGCUCCGAUAUUGGCGGUCUGCUGGGGUACGCUGACAGCGAGUACGUGGCGGAGAGGCAGCACAUUCGCAUCUUUGAUCGGGAGAGUCGGCCGGUGACGCCGAGCAUCGAAAAGGUCAAGGAGCAAGUCGUCGAAGAGGUAAUUUCAGGUAUCACAGGGUAUGAGCAGAAGACAUAG